Molecule: messenger RNA, 318 nt
Organism: Lactuca virosa
Lineage: Eukaryota; Viridiplantae; Streptophyta; Magnoliopsida; Asterales; Asteraceae
Source: the annotation of a GenBank genome assembly
AUGCCGGAAGAUAUUGGAAAGAUCUCAAAGGUGUGGAAUACUUUGAAGAGAGCCAUGUUCUGCAAUGGUUAUAUCUAUAACCAUGUUGGCAUUGUCAACUUAAUGUGGAGAUUUACAAAUCAGAGAAACCUACAUAGGCUUGCAAUCACCAUAUUUGCAACAUCAUUCAUUACUCUCUCCCAAAUUCUUAAACAGAAAAACAAUUUGCAAAAGAUGAUCACGUCUCCGGAAUGGAAUAAUACCAAGUGGUCAAAAGAUGUUGCAGGAAAGAAACUAACAUCAACUUUUUUGCAUUUGCAAUUUGAGUUCUUAGCUUAA